Molecule: messenger RNA, 1176 nt
Organism: Plasmodium knowlesi strain H
Lineage: Eukaryota; Apicomplexa; Aconoidasida; Haemosporida; Plasmodiidae
Product: ribosomal protein L21, mitochondrial, putative
Exons: 2
Coding region: 1-1176 (391 amino acids)
Cellular component (GO): ribosome; mitochondrial large ribosomal subunit
Molecular function (GO): structural constituent of ribosome
Source: RefSeq, a predicted model, not a curated record
AUGUUAGGAAAGCACCGGAAGAGGAAAAUCAACCCUCCCGUCUACCCAGUCCACCCAAACGAAGAAAAAAAAAAAAAUCUUAACAACUUCAUAACCUACAAGGACCUGAAAAUACGAUGGAGGAACACCUCAAAAAAUUAUAGGAAAAAAGUGACGAUUGCCAGGAAGUGGAAGAAUUUGCAUUGCAUCUUUCCGAUGAACAAACAUUCCUGCAUUUUUAUUUUUCACAAAAAUUUGCCCUAUACUCGUUUUAAAAGGAAGGAAGGGAUUUGUGCUGAGGGGAGGAGCUAUGCGUCCCCGCAGGGGAAUAGUGCCACCGAGGAUGGGGCCGUCAAACAGAUAUGUGAUAAUCGUGACGGAGCUGUUCCAAGUGUAGCUGCCACUGCGCAAAGUGCAAAAAUGAAUGGCACGGUAACCAGGGGGAGGAAGGCCAGAAAUAGGAGUACGAUACAUAUGCGCCAAUUAGAGGGGGAGGCAUGUAAGGUAGAGGAAGAUCCAAGUCAACAGAAUCAUUCCUACGAGGUGGAUUCGAUCCCCCAAGAAGAUUCAACAGUCGAGUUGAACUACCACGAGGUACCCCCCCCAGAUGUGCAGCACCUGCUCCGCAAAGGAACAGAAGAUCUCUUCUGCAUUUUUAAGUCAAAUUUUACAAGUGAGCAUAAAGUAACAAUUGGAGAUAUUGUACAGACAGAAAAAAUACAUCGAAGGAAAGCAGGCGAUGUCGUAUACUUUGGAACAGUUCUCCUUGUGGGUUCCAAAGAUUUUACAAUAAUUGGGAAACCCACUGUGCCCUACUGCAGAGUGAAAGCCACAAUAGAGCAGAUAACUCUAAGCAAAGAAAUCUUAAGCUUCCGAUAUAAAAAAGUUAGGAGGUCAAGUAGGUUCCUUAGAAUCAAACACUGGAUCACUAUCCUAAAAAUAGAAGAUAUUAUUAUCGACACAAAGCAGCCUAUUAAGGAUGAGCGGAGAAAACCCCUACAAAUUUUGGACUUGUGGGCAAAUAGAUGGCUGUACGAAAGGGAAUUGAAUUUUAUUAAGUUUAAUGAAAAUGGCACUGCUCCUUUGGCCGAACAGAUUUAUGAUAUAAUUGAACACCAACCUAAUACUUUACAUCGCCGGGGACUUACCGACUGCUACCGAUUUUACCCUGACCCCAAAACCCCGCAGAGGUAUUAG